Messenger RNA from Carassius auratus (goldfish), 2509 nucleotides. Its product is annotated as RNA-binding protein 12B-like. The transcript is spliced from 2 exons. Gene Ontology annotation, molecular function: RNA binding. Lineage: Eukaryota; Metazoa; Chordata; Actinopteri; Cypriniformes; Cyprinidae. The record is from RefSeq and is a predicted model, not a curated record. The coding region runs from base 147 to 1703 and encodes 518 amino acids.
CUGUGUUGUUCAGGAGGUUACCGCGUGGUUUCUCUGACCAAAAAAAAAAAAAAAACAAAAGUCGUGUGGAACCGUUUAGAUUGAGGUAUUAUUUUCAGAGAGAAAAAAAACGAACGAUCCCAUUGGUUUGUAAGAAGAAUCUGACCAUGACAAUAGUUGUUCUGCGUUUGCAAGGUUUAAACACAGAGGCGGGAUCUGAAGACAUCCGAAGAUUUUUCCAUGGCUUGCACAUACCUGAGGGUGGUGUUCAUAUUAUCGGUGGCAAGAUGGGUGAAGCUUUUAUCAUUUUUAAUUCAGAGAGAGAAGGCCAACUAGCCAUGCGAUACUCCGGAAAACUCCUCAGAGGCUCUUCUGUUUCAUUACAUAUUAGCAGUCUGGCUGAACUCAAGAGAAAAAUGGAGUCACGAUUAAAGAAACCAAAGUCCACAGCAGUGGAGACUAAAACAGUGCCAUCAUCCCCACCUGACAACAAUAGAGGUCUUUUGCUUAGUCUAAUGACUGCCAUUCAAGGACUGCAUUCAAAUGAAAAAGUGGAUCAAGGCCAAGUGCCUGAAAAUUUCAACCAAAAUGUUCCAGAAAAUGAUAAAUGGUCCUCAACAGACAACCAAACAAUUAAGGAUGCGCCACAUAGUCUAACUCAUGACAUGGCACCUAAGGAGCAAAAAAGCAGUGGAGAAAACCUCAAUUCCUAUAAGCCAGGCUAUCUUCGACUUUAUGGAUUUCCUGACUCCGUUUCCAAAGAAGAGAUCUACCAGUUCCUACUGGGACUUCCAGUGUUGGAAGUCAUCACAAAAGUUAGACUGUCACUGGGUUGGUGUUGUCUUGUGAAGCUGGCGAGUUUCACAGAUGCUGAGGAGGGGCUGAAAUACAGCCAUAGGAAAUUCAAAGAAUACCAUGUUGAGGUCAGACUUGCCCAUGAAAAGAUGUGGACCGAUGCUGUGGAGCAGUCCAAAAAUUUCAUGCAAAACAUCAAACCUCACACUUUCUCAGAGCGAAGGGAAGUUAACACGGAAAGAAAUGCAAUCAGAGGUUUCUCAACCAAAAGAAGUGCAGAGGAGUCACUCUCUCGUGGACCUCCAAAAAAAUACAGCAGAAACUUUACAUCCCCUCAAACAGAACUUUGUGUUAUUGUCAAUAAUCUUUCAAAGAAUAUAACCAAGACCGAGAUCAAGGAUAUUUUUGGCUGUCAUGCAAUCCCAAACUACAGAAUAAAGCAUUUAUUGAAUAAGUGGAGAGAGCGGACAAGCACUGCAUUUAUUACCUUUGAGCAUGCAGAAGACUAUGCCUCAGCUCUUAACAUGAAUGGCACAAAUGUUGGCUUAAAGGACAUUGAAGUGUCAGCCAUUACUAAAGAAGAAAUGCUUGCUAUACUCCGCAAAAACAGAUGUGCUAAUGUCUGGAGGCCACCACUUCAUGGAAAUCCUCAUUCAGACAUGUCAUGUGUAUAUGCACGCAAUUUUCCUGCAGAUGUAAGAAAAGUAGAGGUGAGAGACUUUUUCAGGCGCUUUAACGUCUGUGAAGAUGCAAUCAUAUUGCUUGUGGACAGCCAGGGAAGUGGUGUCGGGGAAGCCAUCGUGCAGUUUGAAUGUGAGGACAUCGCCAAACAGGCCCAGAGUUUCCAUGGGAAGUAUUUCAUGGGAGCAAAAAUUCUACUCACUUGUAUCACACAUCAACAGAGGGAGAAGAUACUUGGUACAUUGUGAAUGACUGGAGAAUUGGAAUGUUCUCAGCACUUUGAAACAACAGCAGUAGUGUAAACUCCUGGUGUAAAACGUAAAGGACGACAACUAAAUCAUUUGAAGAUCCAGUGUAAGCUUUAUCAUUAGCUCUGUGAGCUGUAUAUAAAAGCAAUAUUAUAGGUUCAACAAUUGAAGAUGCCCAUUAAGGAUUUUGAGUACCACAUGAAAGGAGUGUACCAAAAAAAAAAAACUCUUUUGUACAGUAGUUGCCAAACUACAGUAGUCAACAUUUGAAGUGGAUCAAAGUUGUCCUAAUACAAAAACAGGUAUUGUUUUGGAUUUAGGACAACUUGAUGAAAUGUUUUGAUCCACUUCAAAUGUUGACCAGUGUAUUCAGGUCUGCUACAAGUGAAUAAAUAAUACUGGUUUACUUUCACAUUUAAAGUGCAAACUGAAUUAAAUUUUGCACUUCUUUCCUUGGUUGUAGCUGCUGAACAUACAGCUUACUGGCUUCCAUUAAAAACAGAUACAUCACAUAUCUUGUAUUGCAUAUUAAUAUUUAGUUAUUUCGGUUUAACAGUAUAUAUUUUAACAGAAGGAAUAGGUUAUAAACUUUUUUUUUUCCCUUUGGACUAAUUGAUUCAGUAUUUGAUCUGACAUUUGCAUAUGCAGUCCUGUUUGUAAAAAAAAAUAAAUAAAUAAAUAAAAUAAAAUAAAACAACCAUUUUUAGUUAUGUCUUGAUGACCAGAUAGAUUUGCUUUUCAUUUGACAUGUAUAUUUGAUGAUAUAUUGUAAUUAAACUUAAUAGAAAUUUGAUAUGCAAUAUCAA